Molecule: messenger RNA, 450 nt
Organism: Pseudogymnoascus destructans
Lineage: Eukaryota; Fungi; Ascomycota; Leotiomycetes; Thelebolales; Thelebolaceae
Exons: 1
Coding region: 1-450 (149 amino acids)
Biological process (GO): mitochondrial translation
Cellular component (GO): mitochondrial large ribosomal subunit
Molecular function (GO): structural constituent of ribosome
Source: RefSeq, a predicted model, not a curated record
AUGGCUUCCCUCCCAUCCCACGCCUUACGGCGCGCGUCUCUCUCUCCCAUCUCCUCGACAUGCGCCAGCAACCAAGUCCGCCACGCCUCUCUGCAGAAGCGCCCGCACCGCCCGUACACCUUCACGCAACUCAUCACCCUCUCGGACGGGUCGACAUACACGCAGCGCACGACGUCGCCGGCGGCGAUAUACAAGUCUACGAAGGAUACGCGGAACCACCCGUUAUGGCAGCCGAGCAUGGCGAGUCUGCGGAACGUGGAGGAGGAUGAGGCGGGACGCCUGAGGGCCUUCCGAGAGCGCUUCGGGCGCGGAUGGGAUGUUGAGGGUGGUGAGGAGAGCGCGGAGGGGGAGCAGGAGGAUACGAUGAUGGAUUUGAUUAGUGGGUUUAAGGGGGUGCAGGUUACGCCGGAUCAGAUGAAGGGACAUACUGCGAAGGGGAACAAGUACUAA